This is a messenger RNA of Seminavis robusta, 2205 nucleotides long. The record is from the annotation of a GenBank genome assembly. NCBI's taxonomy places the organism in Eukaryota, Bacillariophyta, Bacillariophyceae, Naviculales, Naviculaceae.
GCUUUCUACCGAUACUACCGGUAGCCAGUAUCCUUCAGCGAGCUAGCUAGCUAGCAGCCAACUACUGUACUACUGCACCGGUACCUUUUGGAACAAGGAGAGAGUAGUUGAGAGAGUUAUCUAAGAAUGGUGUAUCGAGUGGAUAGCAUCAUUGUCGAUUAUUGGAUGGGCCGAGGCAAAAAUAAUGGACCCAAAAAGCCCCGUGUUGUGGGAGUGUCCAAGGACGGACAGUUUGAAGAUGCCAAUGACAAUGACGACAACAAGAAUGCUUGUGGUCAGUUUGACGAUGCCAGUGACAAUAUGGAUAACAAUGGUACUGCAAAGGAGCCAGCACAGCCAUGUUGUGAUCCACCACUCGUGGCAGAGACGAACCAAAAGACGAUUGGUGGACAAUCAUCCACCUUUGGUACCAUUACUACUACUGCCACUACUGUUGUGGACGACGACUAUGAUUUGGAUGUGAAAUUCCAACAACAGCGAAAAGAGCUUUGCCAGAAAAAGGCCUACCAACGCUUGAUUGAUGGACCGAUUGUGAAGACUGUGGAAAAGGAACAACCAGAAGCGGUGGAAGAAAUACACGAAAACAAAGCUGGGAAUGCUGGAGAGGACAGCGACGACGACGAGGAGAAUGAGAAAUCACGGCGACAACAUCGCAUGGGGAAUACCAGCUCAGAUACUAUUCAACAUUCCAUCCAACAAGCUGCAAAAUUGACUGACGAUUGGGGGAGCAAUGCAAUUAUGGCUUGGGGGAAUACGGUCCGGGCGUCCUCCACUGCAACUACACUCACGUUGACCCUGAAGGGCAACUGUCUGGGUUUUGGAUUCCAACGAAAAAAUCAGAGUGCAAAUAAUGAAGACAAACGAAACAGCAACAGUAGCAGCAAGCCAGACAAAACUUCAACCACCACAACCACAACAGGGAGAACGAGCACAGCGGAAUCAGAUGAAACAUCAUCAGAAUCGGGUCAGCCACGGGCACCAGAGGGGCUCAAAGAACCAUUGGCAGCAAACGAGUCAAACUCCAAAAGCAGCAACAAUCAAAAGGGUGCACAGCAACAAUUGCAGCGCGACAGUGACGAAUUGCCCGGAAAGGAGUCAGCCCAAACAACUCAAAAUACAACAACACAAGAUCCAGCAACUACAACGUCGGAGACUACGCCUCAGGAGAACAUCACGGGGGAAUCUUUGGAACCUGCUCUCCCAGUUCCCCCUGAACCAGAGACUCUAGAAAAAGCUGCAUCCAAUCCUUCCAAGUCACAGCCGCCACCAAGUGCAGCCGAUCCGAAAGCGGUUCAGGUUGACGCGACAGCUAGCGAUAAGAUUGCACGCAACACCUGUGCGACCCUCAGUCGAGCAGGCUUGCCCGAGAAUGAUGCAUCCACCAACAAGAAUGAUGCCACCAAAAUGAUAGCGUCGAAUCAAAAUAAGGACAACAAAGGCGAUGGAGCCGCAACAUCCAUUGUGGAACCCACAUCGACGAAUGGUCCGACGGGUGUAUUGGACACGGAAGGUGCCAGGGGAGAGCUUUUGGAACGCAAAACUGGGGCUGGCACAAAUACGGAGGCUGGCACGUCCGCUGCGAUGGCAACGAAACCGGCCACAACAAGUGCCUCAUCAACCUCGACGUCAAAAGCCGAUUCGGCGGCAGCCCGAGAGAGAGCUCGACAAGAAAACAGCAGGCAUACAGCAGAAGAAGCAGCGAAAACUGCUGAGAGAAAGGCCACUCAAGAGACUAAAGCCAAAGCACGAAUUGAAAAAGAAGCUGCCAUGAAAAAGGCUGCCAAAGAAGCUACAGCACAAGCUGAAAAAGAAGAUGCUGAAAGAAAGGUGGCUGAGAGAAGGGCCAUUGAGGAUGCCAAGGCAAGAGCCAGUUCAGAAAAGGAAGCUGCUGAGAGAAGAGUUGCUCAAGAGGCCGAGGCAAAAGCCAGAGCCGUAAAGGAAGCUGCCAAUAGAAAGGCUGCGGAAGAGGCUGCAGCUAAGGCAAGAGCUGAAAGGGAAGCUGCUGACAGAAGGACUACCAAAGAGACCGAAGCAAAAAAGGAACUUGCCAAUAGAAAGGCUGCCGACGAGGCUGCAGCUAAGGCACGAGCUGAUAAGGAAGCUGCAGAGAGAAAGGUUGAAGAGGCCAAGGCAAAAGCCAGAUCGAAAAGGAAGCUGCUGAGAGAAGAGCUGCUCAAGAGGCCGAAGCAAAAGCCAGAGUCGUAA